Molecule: messenger RNA, 1663 nt
Organism: Mus caroli (Ryukyu mouse)
Lineage: Eukaryota; Metazoa; Chordata; Mammalia; Rodentia; Muridae
Gene: Otud3
Product: OTU deubiquitinase 3
Biological process (GO): protein K6-linked deubiquitination; protein K27-linked deubiquitination; protein K11-linked deubiquitination
Molecular function (GO): cysteine-type deubiquitinase activity
Source: RefSeq, a predicted model, not a curated record
AGGCGUCGUCCCCCUGCGCCGCUCCGCCCGGUGGCCGGCUGAGGCUGCGGCCCCGGGCUCUGCGGCUCCGGCUCCGGCUCCUUCCGCGGCGAAGCCGUGUACCGCCGCAGCCAUGUCCCGAAAGCAAGCGGCGAAGAGCCGGCCGGGCAGCGGCGGUCGCAGAGCCGAGGCAGAGCGCAAGCGGGAUGAGCGGGCGGCGCGCCGGGCGCUGGCCAAGGAGCGGCGGAACCGGCCCGAGCCUGGCGGCAGCGGCUGCGAGGAAGAGUUUGUGAGCUUCGCCAACCAACUGCAGGCCCUAGGGCUGAAGCUGCGGGAGGUGCCGGGGGACGGCAAUUGCCUGUUCAGGGCUCUGGGCGACCAGUUGGAGGGCCACUCUCGGAACCAUCUCAAACACCGCCAGGAGACCGUGGACUACAUGAUAAGGCAGCGGGAGGACUUUGAGCCCUUCGUGGAAGACGACGUUCCCUUUGAGAAGCACGUGGCCAGUUUGGCAAAGCCUGGUACUUUUGCUGGCAAUGAUGCAAUUGUAGCCUUUGCAAGAAACCAUCAAUUGAAUGUGGUGAUCCAUCAGCUUAAUGCCCCUUUGUGGCAGAUUCGAGGCACGGACAAAGGCAGCGCGAGGGAGCUCCACAUCGCCUACCGCUACGGUGAACACUAUGACAGCGUCCGGAGGAUCAAUGACAACUCGGAAGCGCCGGCUCAUCUCCUAACUGACUUCCAGAUGCUUCAUCAAGACGGAGCAAAUAAAAAAGAGAAGAUGAAGACAAAAGGGGUGGACGUUAAAGACGGCUUGAGAGAUAACGUGGAAGAUGCUGUCCACAAAGUUGGCAGUGCAACUGGAUGCACGGAUUUUAAUUUAAUAGUCCAGAACCUGGAAGCUGAAAAUUACAACAUUAAGUCUGCAAUAACUGCCCUGCUUCAGGUGAACCAGGGGACAGGAAACGAUGCGGAGGAGAACCGUGAGCCUGGUGACAGAGUGAAGCAGCGGGGCCCUUCACGUGAGGAGGCAGGCAGCGGCUGUAGACUCUCUGGAAAUCAGGGCAGAAAUGAAGGCAGGAUGGAGACCAGUGAGGCUCGGGCCAGCCCUGCUGAAGAGAGCAAAGCACACAAGAGCCAGCUCCCAAAGGUCACGAACAAGCAGCGGCGGGAACAACAGCGGCUGGAGAAGAAGAAACGUCAGGAGGAGAGGCACCGCCUCAAAGCCCUGGAGAACAGAAACGGCAGCAGGGACACGGGCAGAAGCGAGGCAGACGUGAACACGCAGGUCACCUUGGUGAAGACCUUCGCUGCUCUGAACAUCUGACUCUCGGGCCCGAGAGGUGAAGGAUGUACCUACACUGCAGACAAGGCUUCCCAGCCACACCUCCUCCGAGGAUGAGACAACUGUCAGCGCCCACACAGGAGCCCACAGGAGCCAGUGUCCUUCAAGCUGUUUUGUUGUGUGACGGUGUGGUGACACCAUUCACCUCCUAGAACUCAAACAAAACACUGAGCCAUAGGCUGGUCACAGAGCGGGGCCAUAGGCCGGUCACAGGGCGGGGGCUUUGUGUGCCCUGCGGGUCAGAGUGUGGUGGGUCUAGGCUCUUCCUGGAUGCAUGGGGUGGGUUCCUUGUACCGAUUCUUGAAGUCGCUCAGCACAAUCAUUAGAGACCUUCAGUGACAA